Messenger RNA from Trypanosoma cruzi, 411 nucleotides. RefSeq lists its product as uncharacterized. The transcript has a single exon. The record is from RefSeq and is a predicted model, not a curated record. Lineage: Eukaryota; Euglenozoa; Kinetoplastea; Trypanosomatida; Trypanosomatidae. The coding region runs from base 1 to 411 and encodes 136 amino acids.
AUGAGGAGUCGCUUCUGCGUGUUUGGCUCUGUGAUGAUUGCUCGCUCCGUGUGCCGGCAGCGGGGCUGUGGCCGUGUUCCGUUGUCCGUGGGAUUUGAGCUGGAGGCGGUGGCGGUGUGUCUCUUCUUCUCCUCGUCCAUUGGUGUGUGGCUGCUGGCGGUGUGUGCCUUCCUUUUGUGGAGGGCCGAACCUUCUCACCCGCGGACUGACGGCACUGCGAUGGUGUUUGUGUUUGUGAGGGCUGGUGUGGAGUUGCCGGCCAGGGCGAGGGCCGUGGAGGUGCUUUUCCCGUCUGUCUUUUGUUCUUUUGUGUGUUUUGUGCUGCUCCUUGCUUUUUCUCCCUUUUCUCCUGUGUUCCUGCGUGGGGUGGCCGCAUGCUCACGGGCCAUGUUGAUCGUAAUUGCCUCUUGA